AUGAAACGCGCCGCCAGCGCGAAAUCGGUAUCCGACAUAAUUCGGAAGAGUGCCUUUCUAAACGAGUGCGGAACUGAUAACGGCGUUGGAAGUACUGGGUUAAUUGUAUGUACGUUCCAUCUGGGGUUAUAGUGUUUGUUUCGUUUCAGCUCGCCGAAAUGACCGCCAUGGAUGUGGACAUCACCGAGAAAGUUGCCAUUUUGGACUUUGGAGCGCAAUAUGGGAAGGUGAAUAUUUUAAAAUAAUUUUAUUUUAGUAAAUUCGGCUUGUUUAUAAUUUUUUUAUUUUUAGGUAAUAGACCGAAGAGUGCGAGAAUGCAAUGUUUACACCGAAAUGCUGCCAUUGAGCACGUCUGCGGCCGAUUUGAAGGAAAGAGACUAUAAGUAAGCUCUUGAUGUUUGAAUAUUUCUUUUUAGAGCGAUUAUUAUCUCCGGUGGACCACAAUCAGUUUAUGCCGCAGAUGCUCCAACCUAUGACCCCGCUAUUUUUGACCUGGGAGUUCCAAUUCUCGGGAUUUGUUAUGGAUUCCAGAUAAUUAACAAACAUUUUGGUGGAACUGUUGCUAACUCCAAGAUCAGAUCUGAUGGAGUCAUGGAGAUUAAGGUCAAUCCUAAGAAUGAACUCUUUGUUGGCUUGUCGGAUCUUCAAAGUGUUCUUCUGACUCAUGGUGACAGCGUGAAAAAGGAUUGUGUGGCUCCAGGAUUCCAGGUUAUUGCUCAUACCAUUGAUGAAGAUGAAGAUCGUAUAAUUGUGGCUGGAAUCUGCAAUGAGGAGAAGAAGAUCUACGGAGUUCAAUUUCAUCCAGAAGUUGACCUAACAAAAGAAGGAGUUUCCAUGUUCAAUCAGUUCCUUCAUUCAAUCGCGGGUAUUAGUUCACAUUACACUAUUGCUAACAGAGAACAAAUGUGCAUUGAUCAUAUCAAAGAAGUUGUUGGAGACAAAAACGUAUUGGUAAGUCAAGUUUAUUUCCUUCAUUGGCUAUUGUUUAGGUGAUGGUAUCAGGAGGAGUGGACUCGACCGUAUGUGCUGCGCUUCUGCACAAAGCUCUUGGGGCCGAGAGAGUUGUUGCUAUUCACAUUGAUAAUGGUUUCAUGAGAUACAAAGAGUCCGAAGCUGUGGUUUCGUCCCUGAACAAACUUGGCUUGGAUGUGAAAUGUAAGUUGAACUUUAUAUUUUGAUUUCAUGUUUAGGUUUCUACUGUAUUGACACAUUCUUGAAUGCCAAACUCAGUCAGAAUACUCUCCGAUUUGUGACGAACCCCGAGGAAAAACGGAUGAUUAUCGGCGAUACUUUCAUCCGAUGCAAGGAUAAUAUCGUCGAGGAACUGAAGCUGAAUACAGACAUGUUUUUUGCUCAAGGCACUCUCCGUCCCGACUUGAUUGAAUCAGCCAGUGCUCUGGCAAGUGGAUGCGCCGACACGAUCAAAACUCAUCACAAUGACACAGCAUUGGUCAGAGAACUCAGAGACCUCGGGAAAGUAAUCGAACCCCUCAAGGACUUCCACAAGGAUGAAGUCAGAGAAUUGGGAAGAGCUCUUGGACUUCCUGAGACCAUCGUGAACAGACAUCCGUUCCCUGGCCCGGGCUUGGCCAUUCGGAUUAUCUGCGCCGAGAAACCUUUUGUUGGGGAUUUAUUCAACGAAACGGCCGAGAGUGUGAACAGAGAAGUCACCGAGACUUUGGGAGAAGAGUUCUUCGGAAGAGUGAUGCCUAUUAGAACGGUUGGCGUUCAAGGUUAGUGUUAAAAAGUUUGGUGUAUUAUAAUACGUAUUACUUCAGGUGACAAAAGAACCUACUCAUAUGCGGCGGUUCUCUCCACCUCGCUGACCAACGUGCCUUGGGAAGUGGUCGAUAAGUUUGCAAAGAAAUUGCCAGGCAUUGCGAAAGCAUUAAAUCGGUUAGGACCUUUUUAACGUAUAAUUCACACUGUGAAUUUUUAAAAUUUUUAUUGUUUCUAAAAGUUUUGAUUUAGAGUAUGCUUCGCCUUUGGGGAGCCGAUUCAGAGCCCUAUUCUGGAUAUCACACCCACCCGACUGUCAGAAGGAGUGAUUGAAAAGCUAAGAAAAGUUGAUCAUAUUGUGACUCAAGUACUGAACGGACUCAAUUUCAACGGGGAAAAGGAUCCUAAUCUUCCAGUGUCUAUGCAUAUGAUUCAACAGGUAAGCGAUUAUUUUAUAUUAUUAUGUUGUUAUGAGUUUAGAUGCCAGUGGUCCUCAUUCCCAUCCAAUUUGGUUACGUUGACGUUGAUAAUUCAAUCCCGCAUACCGUGCUCCACUCAAUUGUCCUUAGGCCGUUUAUCACUCGAGACUUUAUGACCGGUACCAAUGCCCUGCCAGGACGUGAUAUUCCGGUUAUUGUAAGUUUUAAUGUUUUGGACAUCACUCUUGUAAACUCGAUCUUUUAAUUUGAUGUUUGAUUUAGGUAUUCGAAACGAUUGUUCGUCGUAUUAUGACAGAAGUGCCACUGAUCUCGCGUGUUCUCUUAGAUCUGACUUCCAAGCCCCCAGGCACUACCGAAUGGGAAUAA
Bursaphelenchus xylophilus (pine wood nematode) is the source of this 2525-nucleotide messenger RNA. NCBI's taxonomy places the organism in Eukaryota, Metazoa, Nematoda, Chromadorea, Rhabditida, Aphelenchoididae. The record is from the annotation of a GenBank genome assembly.